Molecule: messenger RNA, 1312 nt
Organism: Pelagomonas calceolata
Lineage: Eukaryota; Pelagophyceae; Pelagomonadales; Pelagomonadaceae
Source: the annotation of a GenBank genome assembly
GCCCCUGCGCACCCCACUCAGGUUUGGAUACGUAUAUGGAUACGUUAUGUACUAGACACAACGCCCAAGCAACCAUGAAAGCAUGCAGCGCGUACGUUGAGUGGUAUGAUCCACAGCCAAUGCUGGCCCGAGAGUACUUGCUGCGUGUGUACUUCGAAGAGGGUGAGGUGGAAAUGUAUGAUGUCAAGUCUCGACGAACAUUCCUCAAGCUGUCCCCCUUACCUGCAUCGAUAAAAAAGGAUGAUCUGUACCCAGGAAACGAAAUUGUUUUACAUUCGCGGACCUUGAAGAUAAUUCGGUAUGCAGAUCUAGCCACGGAAAAAAUUCUGACCAAAGCCCUGGAAAGGAGCACCUGCAUUUUGACUCACAAUUGUUUGAAGAAUGGAGAGCUUGGCUCAGCAAUAAGUGUUAUAGAAGGAACUGGCCUAAAAAUCAUUAAGCUCAAGAUGGUGGCGUUUACAGACAUCGAAGCAAGUGAAUGUUCUUCGCUAUUACGUGAGGACUCUCAGAUGGUGGCGCUAUUGAGGUUGAGCAAAUGCGUCGCAGUAACCGUGUUGGGUGUAGAUGCACUUGAUGCACUAAAGCAAGUCUGCAAUGAAAUAAAUGAGAGCUUAGGAAGAGACAGCGUGGAUAAUUUCGCAGUUGCCGCGCCAGACACCUCCGCAGCAACAAAUUUAGACGAGUUUGCCUUUGGACAUUCACGGCGUCUUUCACACUGGCCGACCACCCAGUACGGACCGCAUAGCACUUGCUGCAUCAUACGUCCACAUGCUCUAGUGAGCAAUACACUCGGAGCAAUUUUGUCGCAUAUAGAGGCACCUAAGAUCUAUGAGAUUUCUGCCAUGGCAUUCUUUAGGCUCGACAUCCCCUCUGCCUCAGAGUUCCUUGAAGUUUAUGAGGGAGUCGUGCCUGGGUUCGGAGCUUCGGUCAAACAGCUCAGUUCAGGACCGUGCUGCGCACUUGAAGUGCGAGCUGUAGGCGCUGUCUCUAAAUUCAGGGAAACCGCUGGUCCAUGGGACGUCAAUUUCGCCAGAGAGAUUCAACCUAAAACAAUUCGUGCCAUCUUUGGUAUAGAUGGAGUGAAGAAUGCCGUUCAUUGCACUGACCUCGCUGAGGACAGUGAGCGUGAGCUCCGCUACUUAUUUGAUAUGAUGAAUCCAUGCUAAAUUAACGUCUUGAAAAUACAGUGGCAAUGGACAUAAGUUUUGGGAUUUUCGGAAAGUCCACCACCAAGUGGACCGUAGUUUCACCCCAGUUUGGUACUAGGUUGCCAUUAACCUGUUAAUUACCCGUUAUUAACCUAUAAUUACCC